Molecule: messenger RNA, 1260 nt
Organism: Neohortaea acidophila
Lineage: Eukaryota; Fungi; Ascomycota; Dothideomycetes; Mycosphaerellales; Teratosphaeriaceae
Product: thiamine pyrophosphokinase
Exons: 1
Coding region: 138-947 (269 amino acids)
Biological process (GO): thiamine metabolic process; thiamine diphosphate biosynthetic process
Molecular function (GO): thiamine diphosphokinase activity; ATP binding; thiamine binding
Source: RefSeq, a predicted model, not a curated record
CGUACACCUACGCAGCUUAGUUAUUAGGGCUUCGGCAGCAGAGCCGACGCCGCCCGCAUCGAGGUCGCAGACUUGCAGCCACACGAGCACCUUUGAGAUUCUUCGCACACGAUCAAUCUGACUCCAGUCGCCGCGGGAUGUCAGAGAGCAUCCCUACUCAUGAGGCAAGAUACGAACUGUGGCCGACCCAAUUUCUGACGCCUCAAUCCGAACACGACACCGGACAUAGCAACGAAUCCGUUGCACUGAUAGUCUUGAACUCGCCUAUUUCCGACUACGACUACUUUAGCCGGCUGUACCACAAUGCCUCUUACUGUCUUUGUGCGGACGGAGGAGCCAACAGACUGUACGAUCUGUUGAGGAAACAAUAUCGAGAAUGGGACUGGACGGAUGCCCUCCGAAGCGCCCUGCCGAACAGUGUCCAUGGAGACCUGGACUCACUCAACGACACUGUUCGCCAGCGUUAUGAACAGAUUGGCGUCGAAAUCACCAAAGACCCUGAUCAGUAUAGCACCGAUUUCGGCAAGGGAGUCAAGAAGAUCAAGGACGAAGUGCCCCAUCUCCGAGACAUCCUCGUGCUGGGGAGCGUUGGUGGGCGCGUCGACCAGGGCAUCGGGCUCUUAGGCGAAUUCUACCGCGAGCAGAAGUAUCGCAAUCCGGACGUGCGCUUCUGGCUGUUCUCGGAGUCUGGCAUCAGCACUCUUCUGCAGCCCGGAACGACAGUACUCCACACUCCGCUGGGCAAAGGGCUGAUCACGAGGAACAUCGGCAUCUUGCCCUUGUAUGGCCGCGCGGUGAUCAGCACGCAGGGCUUGGAGUGGGAUGUUCAGGACUGGUCGACGGAGAUGGGUGGGCAGAUGAGCACGAGCAAUCAUAUCACUGCGGACGUCAUCACCAUCACCACGGAUCAUGACGUGCUGUUCACUGUGGAAAGAGCGACGGAGUGAGAUUGGUGCUGCGGUUGGCAGUCGAGAUGAGGUAGACUGGGCAGUGCCGUUGAGCAUCUCGCAGAGACAGAGGUAUGCGAUUGGGGUUAGGUAGAAGGUGUGAAGGAGAGGCAGUCAUCAGCGAGACGCUUGGUCCUUGCGGAAAGUCCUUGUCUUAGCCCUGUCAUUAUAUCGCAAUUAUCGGAUGAGAGCACGACCAAGAAUCGGUGUAACAUGGCAAAGGCAGCGCACGCGUUGAAGGUACGUAUAGGCGUAGGUCAAAGUUCUGGUUGGCUGCGACCCGAGGCACCACCAGACGUCACCGCAUUGAGCC